This is a messenger RNA of Cyprinodon tularosa, 3632 nucleotides long. RefSeq lists its product as uncharacterized. NCBI's taxonomy places the organism in Eukaryota, Metazoa, Chordata, Actinopteri, Cyprinodontiformes, Cyprinodontidae. The transcript has 2 exons. The coding region runs from base 414 to 1631 and encodes 405 amino acids. The record is from RefSeq and is a predicted model, not a curated record.
UGGAACUUGUUUAACUUAAUGUUAUUCAAUGUUUAGUUCAUUUACUGAGGCCACCUAGUGGCAAAUGUUAUAAUUGUGUGUAUUGCUAGUUCACAAACGCCAUCUUGUGGUCACUUUUAUUACUACAACUUGUUUACCAGAAAGGAAGAAAGCCUGUUCAUCCAUCUGCUCUGAAAGAAGCAGUUUUUGUUGUGUUUUCUUUAAUCUAAGUGCAAAACGGCAUCGUCUUUUUACACGAUUCUCAUUAAAUCCUGCUAAAGAACCUAAUGCAGUGCUUCUUGGUGGACGAAUGGGAAAGUGUUUAGCUACCUGUAUAGCUGAGUUACUGCUGAAGGCCACAGUGCUUAGCGAGGCCAGGAUAGUAAAAAGACGUCCCAUGCAGAAGAGACAAAGAAAAAGACAACGUCUGAGCCAUGGACAACAAAGGUAAUGAACAGAAGGCAAGUGAUGUGCUAUCAAAUAAGGACAUGGAUAUAGAUACAGUGUACCACGUCCGUUCUGUAGCCUCACGGUCAUCUACAUGCUCCUCUGUCAGUUUGGCUGCAGCUAAAGCAAGAGCUAAGGCUGAAGCAGCUAAAGCUAAACUGGAGUUUCAUGAAAAAGAGACACAUAUUCAGAUUGAGAAGGCAAAACUUGAAGCAUCACUGCGUGCACUCACUCUCCAAAGGGAACUUACAGCUGCUAAUGCUGAAGCAAAAGUAUUUGAGGCAGUAGCAGCAGACAUAGAGGAAGGAAAAUACAGCGAGACAUCUGAGCGCAGUCCUGUAGCCAAACAAACACUGAAAAGGACAGAAGACUAUGUAAAAGAGCAGUCAUCUUACUUCAGUCAGUACAACUACAAGGAUCAGGGGGCUCACUCACACCCACCUAACACUAUACCCAAUGCUGUUAACAUGCAACAAUAUACAGUACCUGUGCCUGCUGCUGUAACCACGCAACAAUAUGCAGCCUCAGAUGAAUUUAAGUCUCUUCCCAUUCAUCAGCCAGACAUGACAGGAGGACACAUUAAACAAUCCCCCAACUUCAACUCUUACCACAGAGGUGACUCAAUGCACAAUGUUAAUGUGAAAACUGAUGUUCCUACCUUUAACGUAAAUUCAGGAAAUCCCACAUUUGAUCUGGCAAGGUUUUUAGCACGCAGCCAAGUCAUAACAUCUGGUCUGGUCAAAUUUGAUGAUACUGCAGAACAUUAUCAAGCAUGGCGAGCUUCAUUCAUCAGUGCUAUAGAACCACUAGGGCUGACACCUAGUGAAGAAGUUGAUCUGAUGGUGAAGUGGCUUGGCAAGGAGUCAAGUGAGCAUGCGGCCAGAAUAAGAGCAGUUAAUAUUAACCAGCCUAUGGAUGGACUAAAAUCAAUAUGGGCAAGACUGGACAAAAUAUAUGGCUCACCAGAGGCGAUUGAAAAUGCUCUUUUCUCAAGACUUGAAGCUUUUCCCAAAAUCCAUUCUAGAGAUAACCGCAAACUUCAAGAGCUAGCAGAUCUUCUACAAGAGCUCCAAAUUGCAAAGCAAAGUGACAAGUUGUGUGGUUUAACCUAUUUGGACACGGCUAGAGGUGUCCAGCCAAUUGUAGAGAAGCUCCCCUACCCUCUACAGGAACGCUGGAUGUCACAAGGUUCUAGAUUUAAAUGAGAAUACAACGUGUCUUUUCCACCAUUCUCCUUCUUCAAAGAAUUUGUGUGCUCAGAAGCUGAAGUAAGGAAUGAUCCAAGUUUUAAGACUCUCUCACUCACGUGUGCUCCUCAGAGAAAGGAAAAAUGUGCACCAGUCAGAUACCCAGUUGCUGUCAAUAAAACAAAUGUCACACAAGAUCAUAUAAGCACUCCUGUCAAAUUAACAGAGAAAAUCCCUGUUAACCCAGAAAAACAAUGCCCUAUCCAUAAUAAACCACACCCAUUGAGUAAGUGCAGAGGAUUUGUGAAAAUGACUCUUGAUGAACGCAAAAAACUUCUCAAAGAACACAUGAUCUGCUAUCGCUGCUGUGCUUCUACAAGUCAUAUGGCAAAAAACUGUCAAGCUCCAAUCAAAUGUUUGGAAUGUGCAAGUGACAAACAUGUUAGUGCCAUGCAUUUCAGUGGAACAAGCGCUGUUCAGUCCUUAAGUCAGCCCCCACCGUGUGCAGAGGACGGCGGGGAGGAAGAGACGAGACAGGAAAUAAGCUCGAACUGCACUAAAGUCUGUGGUAUAGGACAAAGUAAUAAAUCAUGUUCCAAGAUUAUUCUGGUUAACGUGUAUCCCUCAGGUCAGCAGCAUAGGAGUAUGAGGAUGUAUGCAGUUCUGGAUGACCAGAGUAAUCUCUCCCUGGCCAGAAGUGAGUUUUUUGACAAGUUUGACAUACACGGCACUGAGGCUCCUUACAGCAUCACAACGUGUAUGGGCGCAACACAAGCAUAUGGAAGAAGAGCCCAUGGUUAUGUCAUAGAGUCUCUAGACAAAGAAACAUGUCUGCAGCUUCCCACAUUGAUUGAAUGUGACAAUCUCCCUAACAACAGGAAAGAAAUCCCGACACCGGAAGUGGCCCAUCACCACGACCACCUAAACAAAAUAGCCUCAGAAAUCCCUCCUCUCGACCCCAAUGCUGAGAUUCUCCUGCUGAUAGGAAGAGACCUGUUGAGAGUGCACAAAGUACGAAAACAGAUAAACGGACUGAAUAAUGAACCAUUUGCACAGAAACUAGAUCUCGGCUGGGUGGUAGUCGGUGAUGUCUGUGUCAAUGGAAUGCAUGGGCCUCCAACAGUGAGCAGCAUGAAGACAUACAUAUCUGACAGUGGCAGACCUUCUACAUUUUCAGAAUGUGAGAACAAAAUCAAAGUAAGAGACUUGUACACAGAAACAUCAGACACACUUUCAGUGUUUUCAAGAACAAUUCAUGAUCACCAGUUAGCUCCCUCUAUUGAAGACAAACGCUUCUUGAAAAUAAUGGAAAAAGGCUUUCUCCAAGAUGAUUCAAAUAGCUGGGUUGCCCCUCUCCCAUUCCGGCACCCUCGUCGCAAGCUACCUAAUAACAGAGAAUAUGCGGAGAAACGUUUUGCCUCUCUGGAACGCAAUCUUCAGAAAAAACCUGAAAUGAAAAGGCACUUUUUUGAGUUUAUGCAAAGGCUGUUUAACAAUCAUCACGCUGAGCUUGCCCCACCACUUGAAAAAGAAAAGGAAAGGUGGUACUUACCCAUUUUUGGAGUUUAUCAUCCUCAAAAGCCCAACCAAAUACGUGUCGUAUUUGAUUCAUCUGCACAGUUUGACGGCGUCUCACUGAAUGAUGUUUUGCUGCAGGGUCCAGACCUAAAUAACAGUCUACUUGGAGUUCUGAUGAGAUUCAGAAUGGGUCCAAUCGGAGUUUUAGCAGAUAUAGAGCAGAUGUUCCACUGCUUUGUUGUUCAAGAAGAGUGCAGAGACAUGCUCAGGUUUUUGUGGUACCGCGACAAUCAGCCAGGAAACGAAGUGGUUGAGUACCGAAUGAGAGUUCACAUAUUUGGGAACAGUCCAUCACCUGCAAUUGCCAUUUAUGGCCUACGGAGGGCAGCAAAGGAAAUGGAGCAAGUCUAUGGCAGCAAAACAACAGAGUUAGUGGAGAAACAUUUUUACAUGGAUGACGCACUGCUGUCUUUCACAUUAGAAGCUGAGGCCAUAAAGACA